AUGAAGCUGAACGCCGACGAAUGGCCGCAUGUGUUGCCCCUCGUUCAAGGCGCACUCAACCAUCAGCCGGCGGACCGGCUGGGAGGAAUUGCGCCUGUGACAGCGUUUACCGGCCUGCUAGCCAAGACCCCGCUGGCAGGAUUUGUCCACCCGACGUCCAAGGAAGUUUACGUCGCGGACUGGCUUGGCGCCGCCCGUCAGAAACAUGUGACGGACCUUCAAUUGGCGCUAAAAGAAAUGCACCGCCACGUGGCGGUGCGAAGCGAGAAGUUGCGUCAGCAAGCGCGCGGACGCCGAGACCGAAAGUCCCAAGUCAAGUUUGUGGGCUUUUCGGUCGGCGAUUUUGUGCUCGUCGGAUCGGUCGUCAACAGUCCGACAAAAUUGGCUCUGCAUUGGCGAGGACCCUACCAAGUGACCAGAGUCAUCACAGACCAUGUGAAGGAGACUCAGCAGCUGGUGCCACCGUAUGAAGUCACGGUCCAUCAUGCGUGCCGACUCAAGAUGUACCACGAAGGUGGUAGAGAGGUGACCGAAGACCUCGAGGAGCAGAUCGCGUUUGGCGAUGGCGGAUUUCAUGUCGAGCGCCUGGACGAAGCGCGCUGUGUGGAUGGCCAACACCAAGUUUUGGUGAAGUGGCUUGGACUUGACGAUGAAGAAUCGUCUUGGGAACCUGCAGCGAAUUUGCUGGACGACAUUCCAGUUGUAUUUCGCAAGUGGGCGGCGGCGAACAAGAAGGACCCUGCCGUGGCCGCCCUCAUCAAGACACUUGACUUCCCGUAA
This is a messenger RNA of Aphanomyces astaci, 780 nucleotides long. RefSeq lists its product as hypothetical. Bases 1 to 780 code for a protein of 259 amino acids. The transcript has a single exon. NCBI's taxonomy places the organism in Eukaryota, Oomycota, Saprolegniomycetes, Saprolegniales, Verrucalvaceae. The record is from RefSeq and is a predicted model, not a curated record.